Paraphaeosphaeria sporulosa is the source of this 1088-nucleotide messenger RNA. Its product is annotated as DUF814-domain-containing protein. The record is from RefSeq and is a predicted model, not a curated record. Bases 63 to 704 code for a protein of 213 amino acids. Lineage: Eukaryota; Fungi; Ascomycota; Dothideomycetes; Pleosporales; Didymosphaeriaceae. The transcript is spliced from 5 exons.
CCUCACCACAACCUGCUAUUCAGAACCGCGCCUUGUUUGUCCAGCCUUGACGUUGUCGCAGUAUGGUGUACUACUUCAGCUCCAACACGGUAUCCCCUGCCGCCUUUAUAUACGUCGGCAAAGACAAAGUAGAAAAUGAGGAGCUGAUCAAAUACGGCUGGGACGAAGAUGUCUGGUUUCACGUAGACAAUCUUUCCUCGGCGCACAUUUACGUGCGUCUGCCUGAUGGGCAGGAUUGGGAGAGUAUUGAUCAAGGCUUGUUGGUGGACUGUGCACAGUUGACCAAGGCGAACAGUAUUGAAGGCAACAAGAAGGACAACAUCACAGUCAUCUAUACGCCUUGGUCGAACCUGAAGAAGGAUGGCAGCAUGGCUGUCGGACAGGUGGGCUUCAAAGACCAGCGCAGGGUCAAGCGGAUACAUGUUGAGAAGCGAGAAAAUCCCAUAGUCAAUCGCCUCAACAAGACCAAGAUCGAGAAGUACCCAGAUUUAGCUAUGGAGAAGGAGGCUCGCCAGAAAGAGCUGAGGAAGAAGGAUAGGGACGCACAACAGGCUCGGAAAAAGGAAGAAGCUCGCAUCAUGAAGGAGCGGAAAGAGCAAAAGUACCAAAAGGAGCAUGCCUACGACGACCUCUUCUCUGAAGAGAACAUGGCGUCUGCCAGCAAUCAAGACCGCUCGGAGGACUUCCUGGACGACUUCUUCUGAUUCCGCAUGGAAUCUCUGAGUCCUGUCCACAUCCAAGCAUCCUGCACAAGAGCUUUCCCAGGCACUGCUUUCUGAUAGAGCUGGCCAUAUCCAAUGUAUCACCCCAAGAUCUUCUAUGUGGGUGGCGUUAUUGGGCGUAUGUGUCUGAAUCGGGAGUCGGGAAGGCUUCAAACAGGGUCGCGGACGGUCAUGGCUGGAAGGCAGAUAUCCAUGCUCUCGUUCAGCAUAUCUAUGUUGUGGUUGAAAGCAUCAAAGGCGAUUGUUUUCAUGCGCAGCUCUUCACGGGUCCUGGCUGAAUGUUAGCCAACUCCUAGAUAGAAGAGCAAGCAACUGACAUAUUCUUCUGAUUUGGUUUGCUCUUGCCGCCAUCUUGUUGGCUCCACC